UCAAAAUCUACCUCCACACUGCUCGACACCUAUCCUUGGCAGCCUGGCAAGAUGCACGUCUACAAAUCCAUCUAUACCGCACCGGAGCUGCCGGAACAGAGCGUAUUUGACUAUCUCUUCGGACAUUCGCGAAAGCUGCCGAGGGAAAAGGUAGCACUUACGAACUAUGUCUCAAAGCAGUCCAUGACCUACGGUCAGCUCGUUGACGCCUGCCUCGAUCUGGCUUCCGGUCUGCGCAAAGUAGCAGGCCUGAAAGUAGGCGAUAUGAUACUUGCCUUUUCGCCAAACUCGAUCGAGUAUCCUGUCGUCCUGCUGGGCGGACAAGCUGCCGGUUUACCCGUGUCAACGGCCAAUUCGGCCUACACGCCAAGAGAACUCGCGCAUCAGAUCCGAGACUCGGGCGCGAAGCUCCUCCUUGUCGCUUCUGACCUCGUCCCUAUCGCGCAAGAAGCGCUCAAGUCAGUCGACGGAAAGAUUCCAAUCUACGUCUUGCCGGGCGUCGAUGGCAAGAUUGCCAAUAUCUCCGGCUGCAAGAGCUGGGAGGAGCUCAACAAACCCGGCUCUGGCAAAGGCUUUGAGCAUUUCACUCUGCCAAAGGAUAAGGUCAAGAAGACCAUGGCUUACUUGCCCUACUCGAGUGGCACGACCGGCCUAGCCAAGGGCGUCGAGCUAUCGCAUCAUACAAUCACGUCAAUGUGCUGUCAAGCGCCAGUUUGUCCUGGCAUGGCUCUCGAGCAAGACAUCAUCUCCGCCACGUUACCAUUCUAUCAUAUCUAUGGUCUGCAAGUCUUGCUCCACAACGUGCUCGACGUCCGCGGCUCCCUCAUCAUUCUGCCGCGAUUCGAUCUCGUGCAAUUCUGUCAAUCUAUUCAGGAGCACAAGAUCACCAUCGCUUACGUUGUGCCUCCUAUGGCACUCGCUCUUGCAAAGCAUCCCAUCAUCGACAAGUUCAAUCUGAAGACCUUGCGCAACAUUACUUCUGGCGCAGCGCCGCUUUCGCCGGAAUUGCACAAUGCGUUGCAAAAGCGUCUUGGCAAACAGACUGUUAUCACUCAAGGCUAUGGCUUGACAGAAAGCGACAGCACGUCUCACGUCAAUCCAGUUCACGAUUCUCGACCUGGCACAAUCGGACCUCUUUUUGUCGGUCUCGAAGCACGUCUGGUCGACGUCGAGACCGGCGAGGAUGCAAAAGAGGGAGAGCGGGGCGAGCUCUGGAUGCGAGGACCGACUAUCAUGAUGGGAUAUCACAAUAAUGACAAGGCCAACAAAGAAACCUUUGAGGGCGACUGGCUCAAGACGGGCGAUAUCGCCAUCGUGCGCGACAACUGGUGGCAGAUUGUCGAUCGCGCAAAAGAGCUCAUCAAGACGCAAGGCUAUCAAGUGCCUCCUGCUGAGCUUGAAGGUGUCUUACUCGACUGUCCACUCGUAGCAGACUCUGCCGUCAUCGGCGUGUGGUCCGAAGAGAACGCGACAGAGUAUCCUCGUGCCUACAUUGUCGUCGAUCCCAAGGCGGCAGAAGGCAAGGACGUCGAGAAGGAAGUCUAUGACUUUGUCGCAAGCAAGGUCGCUCACUACAAGCGACUGAAAGGCGGUGUCUGCGUCAUUGAUGUCAUCCCCAAGUCGGCAUCGGGCAAGAUCCUGCGCAAGGAUCUGCGAGAGCGAGCCAAAAAGGAAGGCCUCAAGGCCAAGAUGUGA
Messenger RNA from Mixia osmundae IAM 14324, 1695 nucleotides. RefSeq lists its product as uncharacterized. Bases 52 to 1695 code for a protein of 547 amino acids. The transcript is spliced from 6 exons. Gene Ontology annotation, molecular function: CoA-ligase activity. NCBI's taxonomy places the organism in Eukaryota, Fungi, Basidiomycota, Mixiomycetes, Mixiales, Mixiaceae. Gene Ontology annotation, biological process: secondary metabolic process. The record is from RefSeq and is a predicted model, not a curated record.